GAUUUUGUUUUUAAAAAAGACAUGCAACAUUUGUUUACGUAUCAGUUGUCAAGCUAAUGUAAACAACAUGGCGGCGUCCAUGUCAUUCGUGACUGGGUUUUGACAACACACAGUCGGAGAUUUGGACGGGGCACGUACUCCUUGAAAACGGAAUUGCGAUUAACCAGCAUUGCCAGUCCAGAUGAGCAGACUUGAUGUGGAUUACGCUCCGGCUUUAAGAGGAAUGUCAAAAAUACCCAGAUUUCAACCUCAGUCACAUCCCCUACCCCCUCUAGAGGCUAACAAUGAAAGGGGGCCAGGGCAGAAACCCUCUCGGCUUCAGCAACUACAGUCAAAUUACCAACAGAAAAUACUCAGGGAAAAGGAGGAAAAACUGAUCAAUAUGUAUGAGGAAAAUCAGAAAAGAGCUCUGCAUAGAGUACAGGCCAAAGGCUCCAUGAGAGAUUUCUUCAAACAGAGAAGAGAGAUUGAGCAGAAUGGCAAUAUCCAGCAUGUACCAACGAUCAAUAAUCAUUACAAGAUGAUAAAACAGAGUGGUCAAUCUCAAAACGGAGGAACUUGGUCUCCAAACAAUGGUAGUAGACAACAUUCAGGAACUUCGGUUAAAUCCAUGGGGAGAGAUAGGGGGAAUCCAUUGGCUCCUAUUGAUCGUAAUGCUACAGUUCCCCAGAAGCCUCAAAGACAUGGGCGCCCAAGUACCAAGGAUUCCGUUGUUGAAGACAAGAAGAAACAAAUGAAUGGUUAUCAUAAGAAUGUUCCUUCAAGGACUGGUUCCUAUCGGUCUGAAAAAUCUCCAGUUGAUGAAACACCUCCUCCAAACAUAUCAAACCUGAAAAACAUCAAAAAUCAAAAAAUGAACAGAUCUGGGAAACCUCCAUCAGGGAAUUCACAGCAAGCCAAAAUGACAGAAUUCCAGAAAUGGCAGAUGGAACAAAAUCAAGAGAGAGAGAAUCGACUGAAUGCUCACCGGCAGGAAAACUCUGGGUAUGAGUACGAACCCAGCGAGGAUGAGGGAGAUGAAAAUGAUAACACCACCAAUUCCCAGGAUGAGAUUGCGAGGAAACAGCGAGAGUUGAUGGAACAAAUUGCCAGACAACAGGCUGACCUGGAAAGAAUCAGAGUGGAGAGGGAAAGGGAAGAAAUUGAGGAAAAGAAAGAAAUGGAAAGAAGAAAAAAAAGAGAAGAGGAAAGGCGAAGAAGAAUGAAAGAGGAGGAAGAACGAAGGAGAAAAGAGGAGGAGGAGAGAAAGAAAGAGGAAGAGGAAUUCCAGAGAAGACUUGCUGAAACUGAAGCGAACAAGCCAAAAUACAAUGCCAGGCCUCAACAUCAGGAAGAAGACUUCUAUACCUCAAGCAACAAAAUAGACAGCACAUAUAGGAGGUAUUCUCCAGAGGAGCAGUACCAACCCACCCCUCCACCAAAGCCUAAACCAGCCAGGGUCCAGAAAAGGCAGCAGCCCCCCAAACACCCUGCCCCCGUUGAGAGAACCCCUUCCCCACAGUUCGCCACCAACGAUAUUUCAAUGUAUGAGAAAGCCAGUCAGGAUGCCGAUGCUUAUGCAGAUAGCAAGAUCAAACUAGCAACCUGCAACAACUGUGGGAGAAAGUUUGCAGCUGACAGAUUACAGCGUCACAAGAAUGCCUGUGGAAACUUGACCAAAAAACGCAAGGUGAUGGAUCCAACCAAGAUGAGAGUAGCCGGAACAGAAAUGGAGAAUUACGCUGAUAGUCGAAACAGAUCCAAGACUCCUCCAAAAAAGAAUGGUGAUUGGAGAAAAAAGAGAGAGAGUUUCAUCCAAGCUUUAAGGUAUGCCAAGAAAUGUGCAGAAAUUGAGAAAACGGGAGGAAGCAUUCGAGACAUAACACCUCCACCCCCCUCAGAAAAUCCCGACUACAAGCAGUGCCCCUAUUGCUCCAGAAAGUUUAAUCCUGAUGCUGCUGCAAGACACAUACCUAGAUGUAAAGACCUCAAUACUCGUCCUCCCCCGGCAAGGAAAGGGAGGCGAUAAAGGAGUGCAGUUUGAAAGUAUGCGUAACCUUAAAUAACCCUUUUUUUCCCACUGGUUUUUAUUGUGUGUUUAUAAAUGUCUUUGCAGAGGAGUAUAAAACAAAGUGUGACAGUGCACAAGUUGAAUGAUGUUUAAUUGGCUGAUUCUUUAUAGAUGUCUGAAUAAAAAUUGCAUUUGCUUUUAGAAUGAGAGAUUAUUUUAUUUUUAAGAUUUCAGAAGUGCUAUUUUUUUUCAAUUGAAAUUAUUUGGUGGUUUUUUUUCUUGUAUUUGAAAGUGGUAAACAUAAAUCAUGAGUGCAGCAUUCUGUGCUGUAUAAAUACAAAUGCAGAUUUUUUUUCCCCAUAAUUUUUUAUUUAAGUUUUUAUUGGACGUGUUUAUAUAUUUAGACAUGGAGCCACAAUCUUUGCCUGUUAUUGCCAAUAUCAAUAAUUUAUAAGCUUCAUAGUUAAAAGAAAUUUAAUGUACAUGUCAUUUCAAUUUAUAAAAUGUAAUGACAAUUUUAAAUCAUGUGUAGUUCCUAUCCUAUAUGAUCAAAAAUAUCAAUUUAUAAGAGGGAGAAGGGGGGGGAUUAGGGGCAAGAACAAUAAAAUUUUUGGUUGAAAUUAAAUACUGUUUUAAUGAUCAUAAAUAAUGCAAAUUUUAAAUUUGACAAAGAUUGUACAAUGUACAUUCAUUUAUUUCAUUGCAAUACUAGACAUUUAUCUGAACAUUACAUUCAUUGUUUGUAAAAUUUGUACAGUAUUAUUGUACGUACAUUUUAUUUCAUUCUUGGUUAUGCUGAUAUAAGUCAUCAAGUGUAUGUCUUUAUGUUUAUUUCAGUUGUACUCAAGGUUUUAUUUUAAUUUUCAUAAAUAUUUCUAUGAUUAUAUAUGAUUUUAUUAUUAUCAUAUUAUAAUAAAAAAUCUUUUUACAAAUGAAAUCUGCUGCACUUCAAAGAUGCACAAAAGAAUUAGUCCCAUGAAAUUGUGAUAUAACUUGAUGUUUUUGAGAUUGUAAAAUAUAUAUACAAUGUACAUUUCAAUUCAUAUAUACCAAUUAAACCAAUUGUGGAUGCAAAAGUUAUGCAUUUAAAAACUUUUUUGUAUAGAAAAACAAUUUUAGAAUAUAAUGCAUGUUAUUUUGAUUUUGACCAAACAUGUGUUCCUAGGAAGACAAGAGCUUGUUAUACAACAGUUAAAUUUUUAUUAAUAUUUGAAUUUUUGAAAUAAAUUUCAUCAAUGUGA
This is a messenger RNA of Magallana angulata, 3231 nucleotides long. RefSeq names its product zinc finger C2HC domain-containing protein 1C-like. Lineage: Eukaryota; Metazoa; Mollusca; Bivalvia; Ostreida; Ostreidae. The record is from RefSeq and is a predicted model, not a curated record. The transcript has 4 exons. Bases 182 to 2008 code for a protein of 608 amino acids.